Molecule: messenger RNA, 4066 nt
Organism: Postia placenta MAD-698-R-SB12
Lineage: Eukaryota; Fungi; Basidiomycota; Agaricomycetes; Polyporales; Adustoporiaceae
Exons: 2
Molecular function (GO): nucleic acid binding; zinc ion binding
Source: RefSeq, a predicted model, not a curated record
AAACGAACUGUAAAUUUUACCUACUCUCACAGUACUUAACGAGCUCAUCUGUACUGCGUUCGGUAGCGUACUUCGGAACCCAAUCGCAGACUUAUAACCUGUCUGGCCCGCUGUGCGAACUCUCCCUAGUGUGCCGCCACCGACUUUCCUCUUAAGGAACGCGAGCGUCACAUAUUUUUGACAGUUCCUCUACUGCUUUAAACCGAACCAACUCCUCUGCUUAGUCGCCCUCGGUCUGGCUACACUCGAGUCUGAUCAACUCGACACUCCGACUCUAGGCGACUCUUUUUCACAUCAAAACGACUUCGACAACCCAGCAAAACCCCUUAGCUUCAAAAUGUCGCAAAUUCCCAUUGCUACUCGCUACAACUUGAGGUCCCGCCGAGUUGCGCCUUCGCCGACUCCUAGUAUGGACGCUCUUCCAGGUGAGUACCCUCUCAGCAAUUACCAAAAUAGUGGCAGUCGGCCGCAAGGCGACGUCACUGACACGGAUGAACAAUCCGUCUCCGGACGAGUUCAGCCCGGGCUGCUCUACAGCCGGGUUGUCUCUCCGCGUAUUCCCUCUCCUGUUCCAACAGGGGAGGCGGCGGUGUCUUACGGCCCUUACCGGUCGCUGAGCCCGCUCUCUUCGCUCACGGCUCCCGAGCCGAGCGUCGAGGACUCGCAGUCGCAGGCGGAGGCGCAUUCCCCUGUGAUCAAAGUCGAGGAUGAUGGCGGCGGAGAGUGGAUUCUCUCCCACCGUGGUCGCCAUGGCCGGACGGCGUCGCAGAGUCCGACGCGCGUCCCCCGCACUGCAGGCGGGCGUGCCGAACCCCUGACCACCGACCAGAGAGCGGUUGUCAGGAUGGCCGAGGACUCAUUGAGUCCGGCCGAGCGGGAGCGUCUUGAAGAACGCUUCCGCCUAGUCCGGGAAGCUCACGCUGUCGAGCAACCGGCGUCGUCCCGAGGCGAAGGGCCCUCGUCCGGGAAAGGGAAGACUGUCGAUGCCCGUGAAUGGGGAGCAGUCGGUAUCCCCUUGGAGGAGCUGGAUCCAGAGACUCAGCUCCGGGAGUACGAGCGCCUCAAGGGCGCGCCGCGCAGGGCAUCUCCUGCAGCACGAAGUAUGAAUGACCCUUCGCAGCGGCUCGACGCCAUAGAACGGCAGCUUGCCGAACUGGUCGCUGCUCUCAGUAGCGCGGCGGCUGCUGCGCCCGGGAGGGUCCUGCAACCUACGACAUCGGAUGGCCUUGAUUCGCGUGGCGCCGCUGCGGGUACUCCUCGGCGUGUUAGCUCACAGCCCGAACAGGCUGUACGCCGCACGACUGCACGGACUCCCAGUCCAUCUCGCUCCAAGGUAGUUGAGGGACGAGCCGACUCGCUCGUCAAGCCUGUAUACCAACUCGAGCCUGGCAGCUACCUAGGUCGCGCGCUCCACGGGUUGGAGUACUCGGAUAGUGACGGGUCUGAUGACCCGGAUUCCUCUUCCUCGGAGUCAGAAGGAUCGUCGCCCCGUCGGUCAUGUGCAAAGCGUGGUAAGAAAUCUCGCAAAAGCAGGAUCCCAGUGCUGAAGCCCCGGGACCCGGACGUUUACGACGGCGCGAUGGACAUGCAAGUCCUGCACAAGUUCCUUAAGCAGGUUACGGCGUAUCUGACAGGUUACGACGUACCGAGACGACGGCGAGUCGCUACGCUCGCGAACUUCUUGGGUGGAAGGGCAUAUGAAUUUUAUGUAGUCUCGGUGUCUGAUCGACCCGAGGAUUGGACUGUACACCAGUUCUUUACGGAGCUCUUUAAUUAUUGUUUUCCUGUUACUUUCCGUGCAAAAAUGCGAAGUCGACUGCGCAACUGUCAACAGCGUGAGCGGAAUGUAAAGGAAUAUGUCCACGAACUUGAAGGACUUUUCCAGCUGGUCGGAGUUCUAUCUCCUGAGGAAAAAGUAGAUAAGCUCUGGUACGGGCUGAACCCCUACAUACAGAGCGAGCUCUGGCUCAAGGAGCUGAACCCCCUCCACUCCAAGUGGAAAGAAGUGGUGGCCAUGGCUGAGAUCGUCGAGAUUGCUAAGUCGAUACCCGGAGGUGGGGGCGGUAAGGUCGCCUCCAGAGGUAGCAAUGGACCUGAGACUUCCGGAGUCGGCUCUCGACAGCCAGGGCAUAAUGGGGGGGCUACGGGACGACGGACGGACCGUGGUCCCCGACGUCCUCAGCAGCAGAACAGCUCGACAUCAGAGCCGCGCAUGAACGGGCGAGACAGCUCGAUGCCAGCACGCACCUAUGACCGUGGCUCGCGGAUGACUGCCGGACCACGUCGGGACAAGGGAGGUCGCCCAACCCCCUCUGCCCCGAAGAUGUCGGAUCGGGAAAGAGCUUCUCUGGCCGCUGACGGCAAGUGUUUCGAGUGUCAGGAGGUCGGACACCUCGCGCGGAACUGUCCUCGUCGUGCGCGGGUGACAUCGUCCUCCAAGGGUCGCCCACCGGGGGUCUCCUCGUUUAGCGUGGAAUUUGGUCACGCCGAGACACUGCGGGAGCUCGCUGAAUCUACAGUAAGUGUGGAUGAGCUCGCCCUACACCACAUUGUUGUAGGUGACUCCCUUGAGGAUGAUGAUGUUGAGGGACAGUGUGAUGAGUCGGAGGCCUCUGAUUUGCUGCCCGAGUUGGAAUCCAUCCUGGACGCCGACUCGUCUGGGGGCAUUUCCGACAAUGAUUGUGAGCUCGUAGCCUAUGACGAGGAUUACCUCACGACGUACCUGCCCCCGACGCGACAUGAAGGACGAGUGCACACGCGCUUAGGCAACCUGUAUACUGAGAAUGCGAUGCGCAUUCUUAAUGAGUGCGGACACUCCCAUCAUGACAGUCUUAUGGACAUGCCUGAUGAUGAGGAGAUCACUCUCGUCACCCAGGUUAGUCCUUCAGAGUGUCGGGUAUGCCGAGUCGAACGGGAUGACCCGCUUCCAGUCUCCUGUCUGCGCGACCCCAACUUCGACCUCGCGCGAUGGUGGCAUCAUCAAUGUACGUCAUGGGCUGAAUACGCGGACCAUUUGCCUCGUCCAAGUACGAAGGUUGGCCCCGCUCUUGUGCGUGGGGUAGCGCGGGUACUGAAUGAACAUGUUCCUGUCCCUGAGAGCGAACUGGAGGAUAUCCGUACAAUGGACCGCUUUUGUUGUUUUCAGCGGGAUGGGUAUGUCGAGAUACAUGACCUGUAUCUGUCAGCCGAACUGUGGGUAGAUAAUGAGGAUGUCGAGAAUGUUUUUCUGGACUUACCAAACUUUUAUGCCUCGCACAUGAGUCGUGCCUUGCGCCCUCUACCUUUCGAGCUUGAUGACUUGGAGGGUGAGUUAGCUGGGCUGUUCUACUCGCAGUUGCCGGCUGACUGCAUUCCCACCAUCGAGCUGAAUGCAGUGAAGGUCACGUCAUCGGAUGCGCUGCCCGCGUUGCAAAGGAAUGCAGCGAAUACGCGAGACUUUAAGCGUCUCAUACCGGAGCCCGUUGUGGUCGUUGUUCAAGUCAAUGGGCACUCCGCUCGGGCUCUGUUGGACACUGGCUCACUUGCUGACUUCAUGUCGACAAGGUUUGCACACCAGAUUGGGGUGAAGACAUUCGAGCUUGAAAAGCCGUUGCCCGUACACCUCGCGGUCCAGGGUUCUCGCGCGAAGAUCAACCUUGGUUGCACGGCCGACCUCGCUUACCAACGUGUUCGCACCGCUCGCUACUUUGAUGUUGUGAACCUUUUGAAUUACGACCUGAUUCUAGGGACUCCAUUUUUCUAUCAGCACAAAGUUACGAUAGGAUUGAACCCUACCGCAGUGCAUAUCGGCAGCGAUGCCGCGCUCCCUCUUGAAGGGAAGCGAUUGCGAGUGUUGGAGUCGCGCGCAGCCGACGUUUAUGAGGGUCACCUCGAACGCGUGCGACGUGAAUUGCGUGAGUAUGCGGCCCCGAUCUGCACAUCUGCUAUGGACGCGCCUUUGCCCCCUCUCCGGGCGAUCAAUCAUACCAUCCCGCUGAAGGAUGAGUCCGCCGUCUACCCUUGGAGGCCAUCAAAGUGCCCCGAGGCACUGCGUCCACUUUGGGCGGAGAAGCGUGAUGCCUACUUG